Oncorhynchus gorbuscha (pink salmon) is the source of this 2215-nucleotide messenger RNA. RefSeq names its product DNA-directed RNA polymerase III subunit RPC2-like. The transcript is spliced from 4 exons. The coding region runs from base 117 to 452 and encodes 111 amino acids. Gene Ontology annotation, biological process: DNA-templated transcription. The record is from RefSeq and is a predicted model, not a curated record. Lineage: Eukaryota; Metazoa; Chordata; Actinopteri; Salmoniformes; Salmonidae. Gene Ontology annotation, molecular function: DNA binding; DNA-directed RNA polymerase activity.
UGCCCCUGUAUCAAGAUUUGGUCCCUUAUACCAGACAGAGGACAUAUGGCAAAAGGGGAUUUGACCUGUCCCUCUCUCUGUGCCCCCAUGGGAACUGGUCCCUGAAGAGGUUUAAGAUGGACCAUCAGGGUGUGACACAGGUGUUGUCCAGUCUCUCCUUCAUCUCGACUCUGGGCAUGAUGACCAGGACCUCCUCCCAGUUUAGAGAAGAUCAGGAAGACCUGUGGUCUGGUGAAGAACCUGGCCCUGAUGACCCACAUCACCACAGACAUGGAGGACGGCCCCAUCGUCAAGCUGGCCUUCAACCUGGGAGUGGUAACAUCCUGGGUGUGAUCUGGGACCCCCAAAGGCUGGUGUACACCUUCAGACCGAUGCACAGGGCCGGCUUCAUCAACGAGUUUGUGUCCAUCUCCACCUUCCUGACCGACUGCUGUGUCUACAUCUCCUUAUGACUCAGCACGGGUUCUGCACCAAAAUGAACCUUUGAGGAGCCUGGUGGAAUACCUGGAUGUGAACGAGGAGAACGACUGUCAGAUCGCCCUCUAUGAGCACAUGAUUAAUAUGUGAGUAAGCCAUGGCUCACAACCAUGUCUACCAUGGCUCUACCAUGGCUCUCUACCAUGGCUCACUACCACGUCUACCAUGGCUCUCUACCAUGGCUCACUACCAUGUCUACCAUGGCUCUCUACCAUGGCUCACUACCAUGUCUACCAUGGCUCUCUGCCAUGACUCUCUGCCAUGGCUCUCUACUGUCUGAAACGUUGGGCCUCUUUUGUCUUGCUGCGUAGUUUUUUCCGUACUCAAUAUUCUCUGCUGAUGGAUAUGAUUCUUAUCAGUCCUAAUGCUCUUGUUUACAAGCAUUUCGAUACACACGGUUAGCAGAUGUUAAUGCGAGUGUAUGUGACCAAUAAAACUUGAAUUGAUUUUGUACUACUAGGAGUCUGUGCUGGCCUGAUCCUCUACCUCCAUCACAACCAGUCCCUCAGGAAUUACAUACCUGUGUGCUAUGGGCAAGCAGGCCAUGGGUGAUACACCUCUCCAGUCCUGUGCUACUGUCUUUAAAGGGUGUCUGUUUUAAGCUGCACCUUUGAAGAUCAGGCAACAGUACUCAUCAAACAUCCUCCACAGGAGCACUGUGUACCGCUGUGAACACACACACACAUUUCUUGUCAGACUGCAUUUUGUGUGUGUGUGUGAUGGUGUGUUUGUGUGUGUGUCAGUGUGUGUACGCGCAUGGACAUCAAACAUGGGGUGCUUGCGUAGGCCCUCCUUUGUGCCCUGUGUGUGUGGAGGCCCUUUCCCUGCCAGUCACCCAGAGUGUCAUUAGCAAUUCAUUGUGUCUGCUGGUCGCUGUGCUCGGGGGGUCAGUGUGCUCAGCUGCUAGGGAGAGACCAGAGUGCACACCCAGGAGCUCCCUGGUAACCAAAAGUUCUCCAAAAGACACCACUAACAUUCGCAAAGACCUAGUCAACCCCAUCCCCCUCCCUGUCUCCAUCCACCCCCUCCUCCCUUCCCCCAUCUUUACACAAAAACACUGCUAGUGGCACUAUAUUUGGCCCAAUAUCCUCUGCCGUGUCUGUUUUGUGUGGCCAUGCCUAUACAUGUGCAAAUGUGGCUCUAUGGGCGGGGGCCUAUUAUCACAGGGCUCUGUUUCUUGUAGCCUGAUUGUGAAGUAAUAGCAUCUGACAAAUGUCAAGGCCUCCAGGGAGGGCAGUCAUUAUGCCAUAACUUGCCCUGCCCAGCUCCUCUCCCCUGUCUGUAGCACAGAGCUGGCCCUGUUGGCCCUGGCUCAACCCCAGCCCAUGGAGAUGCAAGAUUAAAACAACUCAGCCAGAUAUUCUCUGAGACACUGCUUGGUUAAGUGGCUCAAACACUGACAUUGAGAACAUUUGGUGUUUCUUGGUGAAAAUGUGUUCUUAUUUUUGCUUUGUCUUUGCUCUGAACUGAAUGAGUUUUGAAAGAUUUCUCAGAGAAUUGAUUAAUCAAAUACUUUGGAAAGUUUUAAAGACUUGAAUAGGUAUGUCCAUUCUAAUUGUAUUUUUAUGGUUUCUCUUGUCAGGUACAAUUGGCUACACCCAGAGGAAGCGUACAGACACUGAUAUACAGUUGAAGUCGGAAGUUUACAUAUACCAUAGCCAAAUACAUUUAACUCAGUUUUUCACAAUUCCUGACAUUUAAGCUGAGUAAAAAAUCCCUGUUUUAGGUCAGUUGGGAU